UCUUCCUUGGCAACAAAAUAGCAACACACGUGAAACGUCAACGUCAGGCUACCGCGGAGUUGAGAGAACAAGUUGAGAAUUGGAAUUGUAUUUUAUUUUUAAAUAUCCGAAAUAAAGCAAAGAAAUAAACCGUUUCAAGAUGAGUUCAAGACAAGUUUUACAAGUCUUUGAGCAGUACCAGAAGGCCAGGACAACCUUUGUGCAGACUAUUGCUGAAUUGGCCUCCAGAUCACAGAACAUCGAGCUCCUACAAAAUGCAGGUGUGAUGUCCCUGUUGCGGCCUCUCUUGCUGGACGUCGUUCCCACCAUCCAGCAGACUGCAGCGUUGGCUCUAGGUCGCCUGGCUAACUACAAUGAGGAUCUAGCCGAGGCGGUGGUUAAGGGAGACAUCCUCCCACAACUUGUCUACUCCCUGGCUGAGCAGAAUAGAUUCUACAAGAAGGCAGCUGCCUUUGUGCUGCGUGCCGUGGCCAAGCACUCCCCUGAGCUAGCCCAGUCUGUGGUAGACUGCGGUGCCCUGGAUGCCCUGGUCAUCUGCCUGGAAGAGUUUGAUCCUAGCGUCAAAGAAUCUGCUGCCUGGGCCUUGGGGUACAUUGCGAGACACAAUGCAGAGUUAGCCCAGUCAGUGGUGGAUGCUGGGGCCGUCCCUCUCCUGGUUCUUGGCAUUCAGGAGCCAGAGCUGUGCUUGAAGCGUAUUGCUGCCUCAGCCUUGAGUGAUAUCUGCAAGCAUUCCCCUGAACUGGCUCAGACUGUGGUAGAUGCUGGUGCUAUAGCUCACCUGGCACAAAUGAUUCUCAACCCAGACCAGAAACUCAAGCGUCAAGUCUUCUCAGCCUUGAGCCAGAUCUCCAAGCACUCUGUGGACCUGGCCGAGAUGGUCGUGGAAGCGGAAAUCUUCCCGGCGGUCCUGACGUGCCUGAAGGACUCUGAUGAGUAUGUGCGCAAGAACGUGGCCACGCUGAUCCGUGAGAUUGCCAAGCACACCCCAGAGCUGUCCCAGCUGAUCGUCAAUGCUGGAGGGGUGGCUGCUGUGGUGGAUUACGUCGGGGAGUCGGAGGGUAACGUUAGACUGCCUGGUGUCCUGAUGCUGGGCUAUGUGGCUGCUCAUUCUGAGAACCUUGCUAUGGCUGUUAUUGUAUCCAAGGGUGUGACCCAGCUAGCCAUAACCCUAGCCGAAGAACCUCAGGACCACAUCCAAGCGGCUGCUGCGUGGGCACUAGGCCAGAUAGGCAGACACACUCCUGAACAUGCCAAGGCUGUGGCUGUGGCUAAUGUGCUCCCUAGACUCCUGCAGUGCUACCUCCGAGCUGAUGCCUCGGAAGAUCUGCAGACUAAGGCCAAGAAGGCUUUGAAGAACAUCCUUCAGAAGUGUGUCCACUUACCGGCCUUAGAGCCCCUGCUGCACGAUGCCCCAGCCAACAUCCUCAAGCACGUAGUGGGUCAGUUCAGCAAGGUGUUGCCUCACGAUGCAGCAGCACGUCGUCUGUUUGUCACCAGCGGAGGGCUGAAGAAGGUUCAGGAGAUCAAGGCCGAGCCCGGCAGUGCCCUGCAUGAGUACAUCAAUACCAUCAAUAACUGCUUCCCAGAGGAGAUUGUCAGGUAUUACUCCCCAGGCUACUCAGAUGCUCUGCUGGAGAGAGUUGAGCAGUACCAACCAGUGGCUUAAAUUACACCCUGACCUGGAGAAUACAAGAUAACAACAUACCGGCCAGAAUUGGGGAGUAAUGACUCCUGUAAAGGUUUUCUAGAAGUGCAGCAAGUAUGACCAGACAUGAUUUCUGAUUUGGUACUUAUUUUCCAUCAUGAAAACAUUGUUUUCAGGUAUUUUCAAACUUACAUUUUUUUCAUAAGGCAUUAAAACUGAUAUACGAAUUUGCAUAUUGCUUUUGAGAAAUCAUUGCAUGUAGCAUUGGUAAUGGUAUGUGUUUCAAGUAUACUAUAGCCCGUUCAUGCAAAAACGGUUGUUAACUGCAUAGUGCAAACACUUCGGAAGCUCCGUUGCACACAAACACACUGUGAAUGGUGCUCUCAUUUUAUUAUCAGGACACUCUUGCACAUACUCAAUGCCAUAUCAAGUAAAGUUUCACUUUUGUGAAUGCAAAUUGGCCCACAUGCACGUUUGUAUAGUGCAUAUCAUAAGUUUAAAAUGAAAGUACUAAUAAUGUCCUCUUAACCACAAUGUGUAGCACCCUCCAGAGUAGAGUUUAAUACACCAUCCUUGUGAAAAGUAAAAUGCUACAAUAGUAGUCUUUGUUUCAGUCGCUCAUACUUGCUAGCACUUCAACAGUGAGGGUACAGCACAGUUUGAAAACUUUGAGUAUUGUCAAACUACACUGAUAUGAGAUUAAAAGUUUAACUAUUAUAUUGCUUGGUUUACUCGGUAAUAACACUUUAACUUUUUUUCAAGCAUCAUUAUUAUUUCAUGUUUUUCAAUUGAAAUGCUCUUUGAGAAGAACGUUCAGUCUUUCAGCUCGCCCUGGUUAACAUUUUGAGUUGCAGAAAAAGUAUGCAUUUAUUUCAAAUUAUAAAAUAAUCAUUGUUGAUAGAAUUCUGAUAUUUACGUGUGUAAAAUAACAAGGUAUUGAUAAAUUUGCCCAGUUGUUUUCCUAACGCCCACCAAUUAACUGAAGGAGAGAGAUAAUUUAAACUGUGAUGUACGUGUGUUUAACCAGUUGGUGCCUUCAUAACAUCCAAAACCUUUGUAUUCAAGAGUUCCGUCCAGUCAGACAAUUUGCAUGAAUUUUCCACAUAAUUGAUGAUUUAAAUAUUAAGUCAUGUUUUGCUUUUUUGUACAUACUUUUCAUGUUUUGAAUAACAUUGUAUUUCGUGGAAAUUUAAUACUGUAAAACACCACCCAAAUGUGUUUAUUGUGUCUUGAAUGUUAAGCUAUCCCUUUGUUAUAAUAGUGAGCAGGUCCUUGUACAUACUGUUGGCUUGAAUAAAAUAGUUUCGCAGAUUCUCGAUUGAAAUUUA
Molecule: messenger RNA, 2973 nt
Organism: Patiria miniata (bat star)
Lineage: Eukaryota; Metazoa; Echinodermata; Asteroidea; Valvatida; Asterinidae
Product: sperm-associated antigen 6
Exons: 9
Coding region: 140-1666 (508 amino acids)
Biological process (GO): cilium movement
Cellular component (GO): microtubule cytoskeleton
Molecular function (GO): microtubule binding
Source: RefSeq, a predicted model, not a curated record